AUGACUCCAGAAGAAGCCGUUCAGGCACACUGUCUCCUAGGCAGCCGUGUCUCAGUGGCUUCUCACUUCGAUGUGCUGCCCUUAGGGGGCGAGCCCUUUGGAGAGGCCCCCUUAAGAGCAGAAGCCGCUUGUAAGAAGUUGGGGGUCCCCUUUAACCCCCACCUCAACUCCCCUGGGGGCCCCCCCGGGGGGGGCCCCUCGGGGGCCCCUUCAGAGGGCCCCUCUGAAGGUUCCUCUGGGGGCCGCUCUGGGGGACCCCCCAAGCAGCAAACCCCUACAAGAGCCCCACCUGGCGAUAAUCCCUACACCAGGCCCCAAGGGGCCCCUCAAUUAUGCUGUAAGAGGUCUUACAACUGGUCUGAGAAGGCUAAGCGUAGACACACCACUGGCACGGGCAGAAUGCGAUACCUGAGGACUCUGCCUCGCCGUGCAAAGAACCAGUUUAGAGAGGGUACAGUGGCUGUGCUUAAAGAAGAAGUGCUGAAGCUUUCUAUAGAAGAAGCUGCUCUUCUCUGCUACCGCGUGGGGGGCCUCGUAAAUGCUCUCAGGUUAUCUAGCAGCAAAGGGGGCCCCCAGGGGGGCCCCCCUCAGGGGCCCCAUGGACGGGAACAGCGGCUUUGUGGGGGGGCCCCCAAGGGCCCCCAACGGGGCCAGAAGGGAGCAGCUGAACCCUUGGGGGCCUCUGCUUCUUUAGAUGUGCUGGAAGCUGCUGCUGCUGUUGCUGCUGCUGUGGAGCAUCGGCGAGGAGGCCCCGAGUUGCUGCAUGCAUUUGUACCCUUCUUAUGGGUGUUAGGAGGGGAUUUGCUGCUGCUGCCUGUGGUGUGGGGCCCCACAGAAGCCGUGCUGCAGCACGUUGGAGAGGUGGGGGGCCCCUAUAAGCCCUGUUCUGUUGGGGGGCCCCCCGAUGGGGGCCCCUCAAGUGCUGAAGAAGAGGGGCCCCCUGGGGAGGCCCCGGGGGCCCCCCAGGCCAUCUUAAAGCGGCAGCAGCGGCUGCGGAGUGCUGUCUGUAACUGUCUCUUGGAGACAGUUGAAGAGCUGCUGCAAGGGCCCCCCGAGCAGCAGCAGCAGCAGCAGCAGCAGCAGUGUCUGUUAUCUAGCAGCAAAGGGGGCCCCCAGGGGGGCCCCCCUCAGGGGCCCCAUGGACGGGAACAGCGGCUUUGUGGGGGGGCCCCCAAGGGCCCCCAACGGGGCCAGAAGGGAGCAGCUGAACCCUUGGGGGCCUCUGCUUCUUUAGAUGUGCUGGAAGCUGCUGCUGCUGUUGCUGCUGCUGUGGAGCAUCGGCGAGGAGGCCCCGAGUUGCUGCAUGCAUUUGUACCCUUCUUAUGGGUGUUAGGAGGGGAUUUGCUGCUGCUGCCUGUGGUGUGGGGCCCCACAGAAGCCGUGCUGCAGCACGUUGGAGAGGUGGGGGGCCCCUAUAAGCCCUGUUCUGUUGGGGGGCCCCCCGAUGGGGGCCCCUCAAGUGCUGAAGAAGAGGGGCCCCCUGGGGAGGCCCCGGGGGCCCCCCAGGCCAUCUUAAAGCGGCAGCAGCGGCUGCGGAGUGCUGUCUGUAACUGUCUCUUGGAGACAGUUGAAGAGCUGCUGCAAGGGCCCCCCGAGCAGCAGCAGCAGCAGCAGCAGCAGCAGUGUCUGUACCUGGGCUUAGCAGCAGAAGCUGUCUCUCUUCACCUUAUUAAUGCUCUCUCGCCGCUUGGCUCUGCUGCUGCUGUUGCUGCUCUUGCUGCCUUACCGAGGCGAGAAAGCUUGUGGGUCCCCCUGCAGCAGCUAUUUGAUUUAGUUGAAGCCCCCCCUGUGGUGCUGCAGCAGCAAGGGCCCCUGCAGCAGCAGCUGCAGCGCCUGCUGCUGCUGCUGCUACUUGCUGCUACUCCAAACUCCCCGCUGCUGCAGCAGCAAGAGGGAAGGAAGGCCCUCGCGCAGUUGUGGGGCCGCUGCAGAGGCCUCCAGCUCCUCUUCUUCCGUCACUUGGUGUCUCUAAUUGAAGACCGAAGCCUCACUGCAGGGGACCUGCAGCAAAUGGGGUGUCUCUUCCUCCAAGCCUUCAAGGUGUCUCUCGAGCAUGGCUGCGAGUCCCUCGCCCCACAGCUGCAGCAGCUGCUGCGCGCGUCUCUCUUCUCCCCGCUGCAGUUGGCGCAGCGGUGUCGUUGCUGCCUGCUGCCGCUGCUCUCUCAGCAAACCUUUUCUGCAGCAGCAAGCAGCAGCAGCAGGGCUGCUGCUGCUGCUCUUACGGGCGCCACACUGGAACCAGCUUCGACAGCAGCAGCACCAGCAGCAACAGCAGCAGCAGCAAGAGAGUCUGCUCCUCCCCUAAGCGUCUGGGCCCUCGCUGCUCCUUUCCUCUGGAGGUCUCUAAAGGUAAGCCCAGCAGCAGCAGUAGCAGCAGCAGCAGUAGCAGCAGCAGCAGCAGCAGCUGUGGAGCUAGCGGCACAGGGCACCGGUAGAGAGGUGCUGGAACAGAUCCUGGAGGACCCGUCCCCCACCGUGCGUCACGCAGGUGUCUCCUUUCUGCUGCAGCUGCUGCGUCGUUGCUGCAGCAACCCUAGCAGCAGCAGCAGCAGCAGCAGCAAAGACGUGAUGGUGCCGCCAGUAUCCCUCACUGGGUUGCUGCAGCUGCUGCUGGGGGCAGCAGCAGAUCGGCAGUCCCCAGCUGUCCGCUGUCUCCUUUUAACGGAAGUUGCUGCUCUGCUGCAGCAGAGCCAUUCACAAACCCACCCAGCUGCUCUGGCACUUAGACAGCUCGUGCGGCAGCUGCUGCUGCUGGCCCAGGACAGCAGCAGCAGCGUACGCUUUGCUGCUGCGCUGCUGCUGGAUGCUGCGCCUUCGGCAGCACCUCCACUUCUGCCCUCCCUCCUACCGGAGCAGCAGCAGCAGCAGACACAGCAGCAGCAGCAGACGCAGCAGCAGCAGAAGCAGCAGCAGCAGCAGCAGCAGCAGCAGCAGCAGCUUUUGGCCCGCUGUGUGUGGGACGGGAUAACGGGUCUCUUGAAGAGGGGACAGCAGCAGCGCCUGCUGCAGCUGUCGCGCUAUAAACGUUGGCAGCAACUGAGCAGCAGACGGCCUCCUGCUGCAGUUGCUGCUGCUCCUGCUGCUGCUGCUGCCACCUUAGGAAGGCAGCAGCAAGCUCAAGAACGAGGGCGGGGGCCCCGUCUAAGGGGGGCCCCCGGGGUCUCCAUUCAGAAGGCCGCCGGACGAACGGGAGGGGGGGGCCCCCAUGAGCUGCAGCAGCCUCAGCAGCAGGAGUUGUUGCUUGCGAGUCUCCUUUCUGCAGCAGCAGCAGCAGCAGGGCCCCUUGAGGUCUCUCAGAGGCUCGCACACCGCAUAUGGGUAGAACUGUUUGCGUUGCCGCUGCAGCAACAGGUGCUGGCGUUUGAAUCGCUAAGCGUUGGGCUUCGCUAUGUCCUCGUUAAUAUGCUGGGGGCCCCCUUUGGGGCCUCCUGGCUGCAGCUGAGGCCCCACAGUAGAGGGGGGGCCCCUCAUUACAUUGAACGCUGCAAGUUUGCUGCGGGGCUCUUCAAACGGCUGGAACCAGAGCUCGCAGCCACCAACGAGGAGCCAGCAGCACAACUGCAGCAGCAGCAGCAGCAGCAAGGAAGCACGAAGGAGACAGCUUCGCUGCAACUCAUGAGCUGUAUGUACACCUGCGGGGCCCUACUUACCCCAAGGACCCCACAAGAAGCCGAGCUGAUAGACAAAGAGAAGAGUCUAAGGCGAUUCAUUCUUAUGGCAUUCCCGACUGGCUUGCUGCUUCGACAUACUGAGGGGCCUUUGUGCUAUGUAGCGUGGCAGCUGCUGCUGCAGCUUCCCAGGGCCCUCUAUAAUGUUGCUGCUGCCUCCUCUGUCUCUGAGUGCGUUACCCCUGGCGUUGCUCUUACAAAGGAGACAGAGUCUCUAAAGGAGACAGAGGGAACUUCUCCGUCUUCACCCGUGAAGCAGCAGCUGCUGCAGCUUGUUGAGGGCUAUUUGCAGGGCCGCUGGAACUGCAGUGACACGCCAGCAGGUGCUGCUGCAGCUGCUGCUGCUGCUGCAGCAGCAGAUGCUGCCUUGGCCGCUGCAGCUGCAACAUCUGAGGGGCCCCCCGCCGUACAGCAUUCUUCCUUGGGGAGACAGCGCAGGACUAAGAGGCCCAGAUCCGGUGCUGCAGCUGCAGCAGCAACGGCAACAGCAACAGCAGCAGCAGCAGAAACAGAAGCGGCAGCAGCAGCAACUGCAGGAAUAGGAGAAGCAAAGCAGCCCCCACAGCAACUCUGUCGCGGGCCCCCACGAGAGCAGCAGCAUGUGCUGUUUGUUGAAGUGCUGCUGCCUUUCUUGCUGCAGCAGGGGUCCCUCAGGCAGCAGUUUUUGGGGGCCCUUUGGGGUCCGCUGCUGUCUCUGAUAAAGAGUCUCCGCACGUCAAGAGACGCCUCAACUAAGCCUUACUUCUCUCAAAGUAGAGACGCUUCAGCAGCAAAACGAAGCCUUAAAGGCGGAGCAUCCACAACCAGAGCAGCAGAGACUGCAGCACAAACGCUGCAGCAAGAGGAGAUGCAAACCAGCAGCAGCAGCAGCAACAGCAGCAGCAGCAGCAGCAGCAGCGACAGCAGCAGCAGCAGGUCACGACGACCCACCAAGGGUAGUAGGGCCCCUGCCCAGCGAGGCCGCAGCAGGAGCGGGGUCCCCUUGCUGUCUGCUGCAACGCGUCCUUCUGCAGCAGCAGCAGCAGCAGCAACAGCAGCAGCAGCAGCAGCAAAGAACGCCUUUGAUCGCCUUCUAGAGGGGCCCCUGGGGGCCCCCAGGCCAGAAGGGUGGAGUCUCGCUUCCAUAGCAGCAGCGCUGCAGAUCGCCAGCCUCCUCAGGUGUCUCCCCGGGGGGCGUGAAGCGCUGGGCCUUCAGGAGACAGCCUAUAAUGAGGCCCCAGCAGCAGCAACAGCAACAGCAACAGCAGCAGCAGAAUCAUUAGAGACGCAGCGAGUCCAGAGACGGAAACGGCCCAGAAUGCAGCAGCAGCAACAACAGCAACAACAGCAGCAGCAACAGACGCUGCUGGUGCUGUCUCCUGCGAAGCUGCUGCAGCUGGCUAUUGACUCCUUCUGCAGCGCCUUCACCUCGCUGCUGCUGCAGUGGGGGCCCUUUCGUAGGCCUGGGGGGGCCCUCCAGCUGCUGCUGCAGCGCACCCCACAGGGGCCCCCUUGGCAUGAGCUGCUGCCGCUCCCUCUAAGCCUCAUCAUAGGGACACAGAGAGAGAAGCUGCUGCUGCAGCAGCUGCAGCAGCAGCAGCAGCAGCAGCAGCAUUUGUGUAUGAGGGUCCUGGGCGCGCAAAGGAGUCUCCUUCGGCAGUCCCUGUCUCUGUUUCUGAGUCUGCUGCAUCUUUCUUCUGCAUACACCGCACACUCGCUGACGUCUUGGGGGCCCCUGGGGACCCUUGUGAAGGCACUGGGGUCUCCGCGUCUCCGCUGCAACCAAAUUCGAGGGGCCCCCCCCGAAGCAUCGGGGGGCCCCCCUCUCACGCAGCAAGAAGGGGGCCCCCAGUUAGAUGACGACCUCCGCCUUAGGGUUUGGCUCGGCAGCGCGCAGUGCGCCCUCGAAAUAUACGGGGUUGUAUUUGAGCACAUCGCAGUCCUCUUGGGUACUGAGGCCCCUCCGACACCCGUCUUCUCAUUGCCUGGGGCCCCGCGGGGGCCCCCAGGGGCCCCCCAGGGGCCCCUAAGAGCAGGAGAGGAAGCUGCAUGUCCCCUCAGGGCCCCCCCCGAAGCAUCGGGGGGCCCCCCUCUCACGCAGCAAGAAGGGGGCCCCCAGUUAGAUGACGACCUCCGCCUUAGGGUUUGGCUCGGCAGCGCGCAGUGCGCCCUCGAAAUAUACGGGGUUGUAUUUGAGCACAUCGCAGUCCUCUUGGGUACUGAGGCCCCUCCGACACCCGUCUUCUCAUUGCCUGGGGCCCCGCGGGGGCCCCCAGGGGCCCCCCAGGGGCCCCUAAGAGCAGGAGAGGAAGCUGCAUGUCCCCUCAGUGUGGUGCUGCUGCUGCCGAGGCUUAUCCGAGCUGUCUUUGGUUGGCUCCGUUUAAUGUCGGAUGCUGUCUUGGAGACACCGAAGGAGACACCUGGGGGCCCUAGGGGCCCCGGGGCCCCUUCCUCGUUGGGGGGCCCCCCUCUUCUGACUCAGGAGGCCCUCCAACGCCUCCGCCGGCUGGCGUGGAGGAGCGUACAGGAGGCCCUUUUGGGGGCCUUUCGAUAUUUGAAUAGCUGCGCCUUGCCGGGAUUAACGCAGCAGCAGCAACAGCAGCUGCAGCAGCAGCAACAGCAGCAGCAGCAGCAGCAGGAGGCAUCUGUUGCAGCCCCGGCAGCGUGGUGCUGCUGCUGCUGCAGCACGAAGGCAGCAAUGAGCAUCCGUCGGCGCAGCAUCAGCCGCUGCAGCGGGAACAGCAGCAGCAGCAGCAGCAGCAGCAGCAGCAGAGCGUAUCUGAUAAAUCUACUGGGGGGCCCCAGUGGGUGUGUGUUGUCUCGCGCCUGUCUAGAGGCCCUAGGGGCCAUCCUAGUGCAGUGGGGCCCCUUCAUUCAUGAGGAAGCGGUGUCGGAUUUGCUGCUGCGGGUGCACGCGAUCUUCCCGCAGAAGGACCUGCUGCUGCGGUUCCUGGAGGAUCUUGCUGCAGCAGCAGGAGCAACAGGUGCUGCAGCAGCAGCAACAAUAGCCCCCAGCGCGGCAGCUAGCAGCAGCAACGGGACCCCGCACUUGCUUGCAAAAGCUCUGCAUGCACCUGUCCCCUUUGGUCUAUUGGGGUGUCUACAGGAGACAGUUGCUGCUGUGCGUCCCUGA
This is a messenger RNA of Eimeria acervulina, 6780 nucleotides long. RefSeq names its product 60S ribosomal protein L37, putative. Gene Ontology annotation, biological process: regulation of transcription by RNA polymerase II; translation. The transcript has 24 exons. Gene Ontology annotation, cellular component: nucleus; SWI/SNF complex; ribosome. Bases 1 to 6780 code for a protein of 2259 amino acids. Lineage: Eukaryota; Apicomplexa; Conoidasida; Eucoccidiorida; Eimeriidae. Gene Ontology annotation, molecular function: transcription coregulator activity; structural constituent of ribosome. The record is from RefSeq and is a predicted model, not a curated record.